UCGGCCUCUCCAACAGCCACGACAACCUCAUCGGCAAGAAUGUCAGCCUCUUCAGCAACAACAACAGCAACAGUAAUCAGGCAGGCGGCGGCGGUGGAAGUCCUUUUGGUGGGCUUUCUUUUGGCGGGAGUUCAAGACAACAGCAACAACAACAACAACACCGCUCACCUCAGGUCGCCUUUGACUUUACGAACUCUCCGGUUCGAGGAGGCGGUGGUGGUGGAGGUGGUAGUGGCGUCAACCACGCCCGAUCUCAGAUCUUCUACCCGAACCCGUCUAGUUCACGGCUGAAGGAGGAGUUUGCCAGCAAGAACAACCGAACCAUAAAGCUUGGUGGAAAGCAAUACGAGAACAUCAAAGAGGACGACUUUCAGCGGCUGAGCGAGCUGGGCGCUGGCUCCUUUGGUGUGGUCGAUAAGAUGCUGCACAAGCCCUCAAAGACUGACCUGGCGGUUAAGAAAAUGCGCCGCAGCGGCAACCAGGACGACAACAAGCACAUCAUCAACGACCUGGAGCUGCUGCGGAAGUGCAUUGACUUUAAGAACAUCGUCCAAUGUUACGGCUACUACAUCAUGGAGACGGAGGUGUGGAUCUUCAUGGAGCUGAUGACCACCUGCUUUGAUCGGCUACUGAAGCGGUUGGGGGCGGAGACCCGAGUUCCAGAGCAGAUUAUCGGCAAGAUUGUCGUCUCGACUGUGAGCACCCUCGAUUACCUGAAGGACCGCCACGGCGUCAUCCACCGCGACAUCAAGCCGUCGAACAUUCUCAUCAACCGCCAGGGCGUCAUAAAGCUCUGCGACUUUGGCAUUUCCGGUCGGCUGAUUGACUCAAAGGCGCACUCUCGGUCGGUGGGCUGUGCCGCCUACAUGGCGCCUGAGCGAAUUCAACCGCCCGACUCUACGGGCAGCUACGACAUUCGCUCCGACGUGUGGAGUCUGGGCAUCACCCUGGUGGAGAUUGCCACCGGUCGCUUUCCCUACCAGGACUUCAAGUCAGACUUUGAGCUCCUCUCCAAGGUCAUUCAGGAGGAGCCGCCGACGCUGUCCACAGCUGCGGGCUUCUCGCCGGACAUUAAGAACUUUAUUGAUAAAUGCCUGACGAAGGACUACACCAAACGGCCGAAGUACAAGGAGCUGAUGGCCACCAG
Messenger RNA from Rhagoletis zephyria (snowberry fruit fly), 1147 nucleotides. Lineage: Eukaryota; Metazoa; Arthropoda; Insecta; Diptera; Tephritidae. The record is from RefSeq and is a predicted model, not a curated record.